Molecule: messenger RNA, 1335 nt
Organism: Beta vulgaris subsp. vulgaris (sugar beet)
Lineage: Eukaryota; Viridiplantae; Streptophyta; Magnoliopsida; Caryophyllales; Amaranthaceae
Product: GDSL esterase/lipase At2g42990
Exons: 3
Coding region: 61-1146 (361 amino acids)
Molecular function (GO): hydrolase activity, acting on ester bonds
Source: RefSeq, a predicted model, not a curated record
ACCCCACGUACUAACUAUUAAAAAGAUACUAUUGUAUUGCCACUUUCACAUAAUAAUAAAAUGGCCAAGAUCAUACGUCAACACAUUUCCUCCUCCUUCUUCUCCUUCUUCUCCUUCUUCUUCCUAGUAUCACUUCUAGGACUAAUUUUCCCGGUAGUCCGCGGUAAAGUUCCGGCUGUGAUAGUUUUCGGGGACUCGUCCGUCGACACCGGGAACAAUAAUGGGAUAGAGACAUUGCUCAAGAGCAACUUUGAGCCUUAUGGUAGGAACUUUGAAGGCGGUCGGCCCACGGGUCGAUUUUCUAAUGGGCGGGUACCUGUGGAUUUCUUCUCUGAAUAUUAUGGGCUCAAAAAAACUGUUCCAGCUUAUUUGGAUCCUAAUUAUGGGAUGGAAGAUUUUGUUACUGGUGUUAAUUUUGCUUCUGCUGGUACUGGCUAUGAUAACACCACUUCUGCUGUGCUGAAUGUGAUACCAGUUUGGCAAGAAAUUGAAUAUUACAAGGAGUACAUAGAGAAAUUACAUGCCUAUGUUGGGGAGGUUAAGGCAAAUGAGAUCAUAACUGAAGCAGUAUACUUAGUGAGCAUGGGAACAAACGACUUCCUAGAAAACUACUACUUAUUGCCUACAACUCAGGCGUGUUACACGAUCCAAGAGUUCGAGGAUCACCUUGUUGGACUCGCGAGGAAGUUCGUGGAAGAGAUAUAUAGUCUUGGUGCUCGGAAAAUCUCACUCGCCGGCGUUCCUCCAAUGGGUUGUUUGCCAUUGGAGAGGACAAUAAAUCUCAUGGCAAUACAUGAAUGCAAUGAAGAGUACAACAAUGUGGCCCUUGAGUUUAAUGCUAAAGUAAAGGGCUUGGUGAACCAACUCAAUAUGCAAUUACCUGGCAUCAAAGUAUUUUUAUCUAACCCUUAUAACGUCCUACGCCAAAUGAUUAGGAAGCCUUCAAUAUAUGGGAUGGAAGUUACAUAUAAAGCAUGUUGUGGGACUGGAUUAUUGGAGAUGAGUUAUCUAUGCAGUCUGGAUAAUUCAUUGACCUGCUCUGAUGCUGACAAAUAUGUGUUCUGGGAUUCUUUUCACCCAACUGAGAAAACCAAUCGAAUUAUGGCUGAACAUCUGUUCAAGACAGUUCUGUACAAAUUUCUGUAGGGACAUACUAUGUAUUCUUCAAUUAUUGGUAAGAAUGUAUGUAGAAAAAGAAUAUGGAAAUUCUUUCUUAUUUUCUGUUUGAGGGGAGACCAAUUAUACUGGACUUUCAGAAAUCUCCCUUUGAUUAUAUACAAAGAAGAGGAAAUAUUCACUUAGGUAGUUUGAGGUUUGACAAAAUUUUCACUUCAA